AUGGGCGAAACCACGCUGCGGUCCCGCGGGGUCCGCAUCGCCAUUGACCGCGGCGGCACCUUCACAGACUGCGUCGGCGAGCUGGACGGCCGCGAGAUCAUCAUCAAGCUGCUCUCCGAGGACCCGGCCAACUACGCCGACGCCCCGCUCGAGGGAAUCCGCCGCAUCAUGUCGCACUUUCUGGAGCGUGAGAUCCCGCGCGGGGCCGCCCUUGACACGAGCCGCAUAGACUCCAUCCGCAUGGGCACGACGGUCGCUACGAACGCCCUCCUCGAGCGCAAGGGCGAGCGAAUCGCCCUUGUUGUCACCAAGGGGUUCCGCGACUGUCUGGCCAUUGGAAACCAGAGCAGACCCAAGAUUUUCGACCUGGCCAUACGGAAGCCCGAUGUGCUCUAUGAAGAGGUUGUCGAAGUCGACGAGCGCGUGACGCUGGAGGACUAUGCGGAGGAUCCCGAGAGGACGGUCACAAAGGUUGACGUCACGGCUGGGACCAAGGGGGCGGCGGACGCCGAGCUGGUGCAGGGCACGUCUGGCGAGGCGGUCCGUAUCCUCCGGCGGCCGGCGGAAGAUGGCAUCAGGAGCCAGCUUCAGCAGGUCUUUGACAAGGGGAUCCGGAGCGUGGCCGUCUGCUUCAUGCACGGCUACACCUUUCCCGACCACGAGGCCACGGUCGGCAGGCUGGCGAGGGACAUUGGUUUUGAGCACGUGUCGCUGAGUCACGAGCUCAUGCCCAUGAUCAAGCUCGUGUCGAGAGCCACGUCGGUCUGUGCCGAUGCCUACCUGACGCCGGCCAUCAAGAAGUACAUAUCUGGCUUCCAGUCCGGCUUCGAGGGCGGCCUCGGCACGAGGAGCGUUCAGCAAGAAGAGGGCAGCAAGGGAGCCCGGUGCGAGUUUAUGCAGAGCGAUGGUGGGCUAGUGGACGUCGAAAAGUUCACUGGCCUCAAGGCCAUCUUGUCGGGCCCUGCUGGCGGCGUUGUUGGCUAUGCUGUCACCUCUUAUGACGAAGAGACGAAGAUUCCCGUGAUCGGCUUCGAUAUGGGUGGCACCAGCACGGAUGUCUCCCGCUACGGCGAAGGGCGCUACGAGCACGUUUUCGAGACGACCACGGCGGGUGUGACCAUCCAAUCGCCUCAGCUCGACAUCAACACGGUCGCUGCUGGUGGCGGGUCGAGACUGUUCUGGAAGAACGGACUGUUUGUCGUGGGCCCCGAGUCGGCUGGAGCGCAUCCCGGCCCGGCGUGCUACCGAAAAGGAGGCCCGGCGACGGUGACGGAUGCAAACCUCUACCUCGGUCGACUUUUGCCAGAGUUCUUCCCCAAGAUCUUUGGGAAGAACGAGGACCAGGGACUGGACCCUGAAGCUAGCCAAAGGGUCCUGCAGGAGCUGACCGAUCAGGUCAACAGCGAGACUGGCAAGACUAUGACGGUGGACGAGGUUGCGUACGGAUUCCUCACCGUGGCCAACGAGACCAUGACGAGACCCAUUCGGUCGAUUACCGAGGCCAAGGGCCACGACUCGUCCAAGCAUCGCCUGGCCACUUUCGGCGGCGCCGGCGGGCAGCAUGCCGUCGCGAUUGCCGAUGCUCUGGGCAUCAAGCAGAUUCUGGUCCAUCGGUACUCAUCCGUGCUGUCGGCUUACGGCAUGGCCCUUGCCGAUGUCGUCGAUGAACGCCAGGAACCAGAAUCAAAGGUCUGGGCAUACCCUGGAAAGACUGUCGACGAACUGAAGAGCAAGAUGGAGAAGCUCAAGGACCGGUCCCGGAAAGCUCUCGAGGACCAGGGUUUCGAAGGGGACGAUAUUGUAUUCGAGGAGUACCUCAACAUACGAUAUCGAGGGACCGAGUCCGCCCUCAUGAUUGUGAAACCGAGUGCCGAAGAGGCCGAGAGAGAUUUUGAGGGACGUGCGUGGGACUUUGGCAGUGCCUUUGUCAAACAGCAUCGGUACGAGUUUGGUUUUACUCUUGACGAUCGCGACAUGAUUGUAGAUGACGUUCGCGUGCGGGGCAUCGGCAAGAGCUCUCGCCACCACGAGAAAUCAGUCGACCAACAACUGAAGACCCUGACCCGCCAGGAUGUCGACGACACCAAGGUUCACGAUCGCCAGCAGGUGUACUACGAGGGUGGUCGCCAACAAACUCCCGUGUAUAAGCUUGAAAACCUCAACACGGGACAUGUCCUCCAAGGCCCGGCCGUGCUAGCAGAUGGUACGCAAACUAUCGUGGUGACACCUGGGGCUACCGCUUAUAUCCUUGACACCCAUGUGGUCAUCGAUCUUGAUAAGGGGGCUUCUAAGGAUGGGCCUCACCAGGAGAAGGGCGACCGAGAAGUUGACCCCAUCAUGCUCAGCAUCUUUGGCCACAGAUUUAUGGCCAUUGCUGAGCAAAUGGGCCGCGCGCUACAGAAGACAAGUGUCAGCACUAAUGUUAAAGAACGACUUGACUUUUCCUGCGCCAUCUUUGACGCCAAAGGAGGCUUGGUUGCAAAUGCGCCCCAUUUGCCUGUCCAUCUAGGAUCCAUGUCAACGUGCGUCAGGAGGCAAGCCGAGAUCUGGCAAGGUCGCCUGAAGAAGGGGGACGUGAUCAUUUCGAACCACCCUUCAUAUGGCGGAACACAUCUCCCAGACAUUACGCUGGUCAUGCCCGCUUUCAACGACGCGGGCGACAAGAUUCUGUUUUACGCCGCCUCCAGAGCCCACCACGCUGAUAUUGGUGGCAUCACAGCCGGCAGCAUGCCGCCUCAUUCGCGCGAGCUGUUUCAGGAAGGUGCAGCUAUCAAGAGCGAAAAGCUCGUCAGUGAAGGGCGUUUUGACGAAAAGCGUGUGACUGAGCUGCUCUACGACGAGCCGGCUCAAUACCCAGGAUGCAGCGGAACACGCUGCCUGGCGGACAACAUUAACGACCUCCGCGCACAAGUCUCGGCGAACCAGAAGGGAAUCUCUCUGAUUGAGGGUCUGAUCGAUGAGUAUGGCGAAGAGACGGUCCAGUUCUACAUGGUACACAUUCAGAACAACGCUGAGCUAUGCGUCCGGAACCUACUCAAGGAGGUCAGCAAGCGGUUUGAGGGUGCAGCCUUACAAGCCAUCGACUUUAUGGACGACGGCAGCCCUAUCCAGCUGAAAAUUACAAUCGACGCUGACAAGGGCGAAGCCGUCUUUGACUUUGGAGGCACAGGCCCAGAGGUCUAUGGCAACAUCAACGCGCCAGAGGCAGUGAGCUACAGCGCCAUUAUUUAUUGUCUGCGAUGCCUGAUCUCGGAAGACAUACCCCUGAAUCAGGGCUGCCUCAAGCCCAUCACGGUGAAGAUCCCACCGCACUCCCUGCUUUCACCGUCGGACAAGGCGGCUGUGGUGGGAGGCAACGUCCUUACGAGCCAGCGGGUCACAGAUGUCAUUUUCAAGGCCUUCCAGGCGUGCGCCGCCAGUCAGGGCGACUGCAACAACUUGACCUUUGGCUUUGGCGGAAACGUCGGCGGCGAGGACAAGGUCGUCAAGGGCUUCGGCUACUACGAGACAAUCGCAGGUGGCAGUGGCGCAGGGUCCACAUGGGAGGGCACCAGCGGUGUACACACGCACAUGACCAACACGCGCAUCACUGACUCUGAAGUUUUCGAGAGGCGAUAUCCGGUGCUGCUGCGGGAGUUCUCGCUCCGGGACAUUGAAUUCCGCAUUCCCGUACAAGUCUCUAUUCUCAGUGAGAGAAGAGUGUACCGACCGUACGGUCUCGCGGGCGGCGAGGAUGGCCAGUCGGGACAGAACAUUUGGGUCCGGCAGGUCGAGAAAGGGAGCUGGGAGAAGUCGCUGAAGAGGCUGCAAGAGGGAACUGAUGACAAGAAAGAGAAUGGAGAACAGGUGGAAUACGAGGAGAGGAGGUUCAAUCUCGGUGCGAAGAACAGCGCGCCGAUGAAGCCUGGUGAUCGCAUCAUCGUCAAUACCCCUGGAGGUGGUGGAUGGGGCGCUCCUGGGAAGGAAAAGGGCCUUCAGAGCAAGACUGAUCCUCGAGCGGGAUGGAGAGGCGGCAGCCACGCCAACAGAGAAGACCUGCAGCUUCAGGCCUGA
Verticillium dahliae VdLs.17 is the source of this 4053-nucleotide messenger RNA. Its product is annotated as 5-oxoprolinase. Gene Ontology annotation, biological process: glutathione metabolic process. Gene Ontology annotation, molecular function: 5-oxoprolinase (ATP-hydrolyzing) activity. Lineage: Eukaryota; Fungi; Ascomycota; Sordariomycetes; Glomerellales; Plectosphaerellaceae. The record is from RefSeq and is a predicted model, not a curated record. Gene Ontology annotation, cellular component: cytosol. Bases 1 to 4053 code for a protein of 1350 amino acids. The transcript is spliced from 3 exons.